AUGGCCGCCGCGCCGGAGGGCGAGGGCCUCUUCGCUGACCCCGAGCCCUUCUCCCCGUCCAUCUUCCUCGACCUGCCCCCGACGCCCCGCCCCGAUGGCAACGGCGAGGUCCCGGCCUCGUCGGAUGACCUCGUCCUCCCCUUCAUCACGCGGAUCCUCAUGGAGGAGGACAUCAACGACCAAUUCUUCUACCAGUUCCCCGACCACCCCGUGCUCCUCCAAGCCCAGGAACCGUACGCGCAGAUCCUCUCUGACGCUGCCACGGCUCGCACCAACAGCGCCGCCUCGGUCUCCCCCGCCACCGUCUCGCCGUCCUCGGUCUCCAAGCCCAGGAACCGUACAGUUGGGAUGACUUGGAGGCUGAGACGUGCAGGAAGAGCAAGCUGA
Miscanthus lutarioriparius is the source of this 387-nucleotide messenger RNA. The record is from the annotation of a GenBank genome assembly. Lineage: Eukaryota; Viridiplantae; Streptophyta; Magnoliopsida; Poales; Poaceae.